Molecule: messenger RNA, 141 nt
Organism: Paramecium sonneborni
Lineage: Eukaryota; Ciliophora; Oligohymenophorea; Peniculida; Parameciidae
Source: the annotation of a GenBank genome assembly
AUGAAAAUUGAGAAAGUCUCAUAAUAUAUUAUAAAUUAGAUAUUCUUAUUCAAUAUUUAGAAAAUGUUAAAGAUAGAUCAUGAAAGUUAAAUUCUAAUAACUUCAGAAAAACAAUAUUGCCCUAAGAACAUUCUGAAUUGA